Sabethes cyaneus is the source of this 1352-nucleotide messenger RNA. Its product is annotated as rhodopsin-like. Gene Ontology annotation, biological process: visual perception; phototransduction; G protein-coupled receptor signaling pathway. Gene Ontology annotation, molecular function: G protein-coupled receptor activity. The coding region runs from base 131 to 1255 and encodes 374 amino acids. The record is from RefSeq and is a predicted model, not a curated record. NCBI's taxonomy places the organism in Eukaryota, Metazoa, Arthropoda, Insecta, Diptera, Culicidae. The transcript has a single exon. Gene Ontology annotation, cellular component: membrane.
CAGCAAUCUUUUAGUGAGAAUUAGUAGUCUGAAGUAGUUCGUCUUACAAACGAUUUUCUUCAGUCUUACUAAUUAGAUACUACUAAAAAGUUCUUGUAAAGUUUUCAACAAAAGCAAUACAAAGGAAACAAUGGCAGCUUUCGUCGAGCCGCAUUUUGAAGCCUGGCAGUCGGGUGGUGGCAAUCUGACCGUUGUCGACCGAGUACCACCGGAGAUCCUGCAUAUGGUGCACCCGCAUUGGAACCAGUUCCCACCGAUGAAUCCACUGUGGCACUCAAUCCUGGGAUUCGCCAUCUUCGUUCUAGGGAUGGUUUCGAUGCUCGGAAACGGUUGCGUGAUGUACAUCUUCACCAACACCAAAGCACUCCGCACCCCGUCCAAUUUACUGGUGGUCAAUUUGGCCUUCUCGGAUUUCUUCAUGAUGUUUACGAUGGGACCGCCGAUGGUUGUGAACUGCUACCAUGAGACCUGGUACUUCAGCGCAUUCGCCUGUGAGCUGUACGCUAUGUUUGGAUCUCUAUUCGGCUGCGCAUCGAUCUGGACUAUGACAAUGAUUGCGUUCGACCGAUACAAUGUUAUCGUGAAAGGAUUGUCGGCUAAGCCGAUGACCAACAACGGAGCUCUGUUGAGAAUUCUCGGAAUUUGGCUGUUUUCACUGAUCUGGACACUGGCCCCAAUGUUCGGAUGGAACCGAUAUGUCCCAGAGGGUAACAUGACCGCUUGCGGAACUGAUUACCUCACUCGGGAUUGGCUCAGCCGCUCGUACAUCCUGGUCUAUGCCAUCUUCUGCUACUGGGCGCCUCUGUUAACCAUCAUCUACUCGUAUUAUUUCAUUUUGAAGGCUGUAUCCGCACACGAGGCUCAGAUGCGAGAACAGGCUAAGAAGAUGAACGUCGCUUCGCUGCGAUCGUCAGAAUCUCAGCAGCAGAGCGCUGAAAUCAAACUGGCCAAGGUUGCUCUGGUUACCAUCUCGCUGUGGUUCAUGGCCUGGACUCCGUACCUGGUCAUCAACUUCACCGGUGUCCUUGGAACUGCCAAGCUCAGCCCAUUGGCCACCAUCUGGGGAUCGCUGUUCGCCAAGGCCAACGCCGUCUACAAUCCGAUCGUUUACGGCAUCAGUCACCCGAAAUACCGGGCAGCUCUGUACAAGACCUUCCCAUCGUUGUCCUGCCAGGAGGACAAUUCGUCUCACGCGAAUGCCGAUGGUCAGUCUACCACAUCGGGCGUCACUCAGGCCAGCGACGAGAAGGCCUAAGAGGUCGGCCCCCUUUCCGGAUGACGAAUAACAACAAUGCCAGACAAGUUUUAAAAUAGUUAGACAAUAAAGCAAAUUUUGAAGCAAGCAUCAAGGA